Messenger RNA from Micropterus dolomieu (smallmouth bass), 5456 nucleotides. RefSeq names its product potassium voltage-gated channel, KQT-like subfamily, member 5a (gene kcnq5a). The record is from RefSeq and is a predicted model, not a curated record. Bases 809 to 3982 code for a protein of 1057 amino acids. Gene Ontology annotation, cellular component: membrane. Gene Ontology annotation, biological process: transmembrane transport; potassium ion transport. Gene Ontology annotation, molecular function: voltage-gated potassium channel activity. Lineage: Eukaryota; Metazoa; Chordata; Actinopteri; Centrarchiformes; Centrarchidae. The transcript has 16 exons.
CUAAUAUGAACUAAGAGCUGUCGACCAAUUUACUGAUGGCGUUUUAUACCUACUUUGUGAAAACCGUUUCAUGAUAUUUUCAGUGAUACCCGCAACUUCAUGUCCAGUUCCCUCCUAAAGUCCGACUUCACACGCAAAAUAAGAGACUUUAUGUCUGGGAGUGUUUUAAAGCAGAGUUUAAUGGGUGGUAGAUUACGCGGGUGAUUUGGGGUAUCAGGCAAUUUCCUCUCCUGCGUAAAACUUGCGUCAUCGGCGCACUGGUGUCUUCUGACGUUUCUUCAAUUAACAUUUAUUAUUCAAAUCACCAUAGAUAGAGAUAGAGCCACAACUGUAGAGAUCAUGCUUGCUGGUGCCGCGUUCUUGUGUCCGAUGCCUAAAAGAGAACCAUGCUUUGGGCAGCACCGGUGUUCUCUCUAACCUACAUGCGCAGAGCAAGUAGCACAUCCCGAUAGGUAGCACAUAGGCCUAUCUACAGAACACCGGCAGGCUCCACACAGUUUACAGACAGAGGACGGCGAGUGAGGGUGAGUUGGGGAAGAAAAGAGAGUGUGAGAGAAUGGGAGAGCCCUCCCCCUCGCCAAAUGUCUCGAUGGAUCCACUCCUUCAUAACCCAACUCUUCUCCAGCCGUGCGCAGAUGGCCAAAGUGUCCAAACCGGACUGUGAAUCUGCUCAAACAGCCACGGGAUGACACAAUGAGAGCAGAUUAGAUAUUCAACUCUUUCAACCACUUCUUUGUUUUAUUUAGUGUACACUGAAAGUCAAGGUAGCUAAACACCCUCAGGCGAAAGAGCACUUGGCUACAUGUGAAUGUCUGCCGGUCUACCAGCGCACUACGCUGGUGAUGCCAUGCCGAGAAAUCACACCGGCGACGAGAGCGGCGGCACCGGGCUCUGGCUGAAGACUUCAACGGGACGCCAGGUGCAGGACUACGCACUCAACGAUGUGGAGUCUGGGCGGAGGACGAUGAAUAACGCGGUUGGAGUCGGGGACGGUCUCCUGUCUCCCGCCACGGCAGGUGCGUUGGGAUCGGAGAGGAAGCAGGGCGCCCGGCUCAGCCUGCUGGGGAAGCCGCUGACCUACAGCGCGCAGAGCGGCCGCAGGAACGCGCGCUACCGGCGGCUCCAGAAUUACCUCUACAACGUGUUGGAGAGACCAAGAGAAUGGGCUUUCGUCUACCACGCUUUUGUGUUCAUCCUGGUCUUUGGAUGUCUUGUUCUUUCUGUGUUUUCCACCAUUCCUGCUCACCAGGAAUUCUCCACACACUGUCUGCUCAUCCUGGAGUUUGUGAUGAUUGUAGUGUUUGGUCUGGAGUAUAUCAUCAGGAUAUGGAGUGCUGGCUGCUGCUGCCGCUACCGAGGCUGGCAGGGACGCCUCCGCUUCGCCAGGAAACCGUUCUGUGUCAUUGACAUCAUCGUACUUAUCGCCUCAGUUGCUGUGGUUUCAGCCGGUAGCCAGGGUAACAUCUUUGCCACCUCUGCGCUGCGUAGCCUUCGUUUCCUUCAGAUCCUGCGCAUGGUGCGCAUGGACCGCAGGGGAGGGACCUGGAAGCUGCUGGGAUCUGUAGUUUAUGCACAUAGUAAGGAGCUGGUGACUGCCUGGUAUAUUGGGUUCCUGGUGUUAAUCUUCUCCUCCUUUUUGGUCUAUCUGGUGGAGAAAGAAGUCAAUCAGGACUUUGCCACCUACGCCGACGCUCUGUGGUGGGGCACGAUCACCCUUACAACCAUUGGCUACGGUGACAAGACUCCGCAGACGUGGACCGGGCGGUUAUUAUCUGCCUGUUUUGCUCUGCUGGGGAUCUCCUUCUUUGCCUUGCCAGCUGGGAUCCUAGGGUCAGGUUUUGCCCUGAAGGUGCAAGAGCAGCAUCGACAGAAGCACUUUGAAAAGAGGAGGAACCCAGCUGCCAGCCUCAUCCAGUGUGUCUGGCGUAGUUAUGCUGCUGAUGAGAACUCGGUUUCCAUUGCUACCUGGAAGCCUCAUUUGAAGGCGUUGCAUACCUGCAGCCCCGCCAAGAAAGAGCAGGGCGAGACUACUUACAGUCAGAAGUUGAGUUUUAAGGAGCGGGUCCGGCUGGCGAGUCCUCGUGGUCAGAGCAUGAAGAGCAGGCAGACGUCCAUCAACGACCGCCAACGCUGUUCCCCUGGCAACGACGUGGUAGGCGGCAGCGAGCUGAUGGGUGGGAGCCCGGCCAAAGUGCAGAAGAGCUGGAGCUUCAACGACCGGACCCGGUUUAGGCCGUCACUGAGGUUGAAGAGCCAGACUCGCACUGCUGUCCCAGAUGUGGACACAGGAAUGACCACAGAGGAGUCCUUUGAUGAGAGAGGCUGCCAUUGUGAUGUUACAGUGGAGGAUUUAUCAGCUCCCCUCAAGGCUGUCAUCAGAGCUGUCAGGAUCAUGAAGUUCCACGUGGCAAAAAAGAAGUUUAAGGAAACAUUGCGUCCAUACGACGUGAAGGAUGUCAUAGAGCAGUACUCAGCAGGACACCUGGACAUGCUCUGUCGCAUCAAGAGUCUUCAGACUAGAUUAGACACUGUAGUGGGUCCCCCUCCAAGGCCUUUCAGCAGCCGCUUCAAGACCUUUUCCUCUCCCUCUCUGCAUUUAUAUUACAGCCAUUCCCGAAGGAAACAGUCUGUACCGGGACUGGCCAGUGCAGCGGGCUCUGGUCCCAGCCUGAAUAGCCGACCCAGGAACAUGUCCUCUCCUGCCCUGCACUAUUAUUACAGCAACAACAGGAAGAAGCUCCCUGACUCAGGGGUGGAUCAGAUUCUGGGAAAAGGCCAUGUUCCUGUGGAUAAGAAGAUGAGGGACAAACUUCACCCAGAUGGAGACACUCUGGAGGGCAUGAGCAUGCUAGGACGUGUGUGUAAGGUGGAGAGACAGGUAACUUCCAUUGAAUCAAAGUUGGAUUCUUUGCUGGACGUUUACCGCCAUGUUCUACAGAAAGGACCCUCAGCACUCACCCUCUCGUCCCUUCCACUGUUUGAGCUAGACAACCACCAGCACCACAACUCGGACUACCAGCCCUCCAUCAUCGGUAGGGAUCUCCCCUCCCCCCAGGGAGGUGAUCCGGUUGGAGGUGGAGGAGAUAACAGUGGGGGCUUACGCCGUUCUCUUAGCGCCAACCCGAGAGGCCUGCGGCUCAUCCUGCCACCCGCCGAUGAUGACGGCCCUCCAGACUCAGCACCUCCAUCCUACCCCCCGUCCACAGCCUCACUCUCACCAUCACCCCUACUGCCUCCCGAUAGCCCCUACCCAACCUUGGUCACCCCCAAUGGUACCACCAAAAGAGCACACUUCCAUGACCUGCCUCCCCCACCUCCCUCAACAGGGGGUUUCACCCUCCGGCUGCCUCCCAUUUUGCACCCCUCCCAUCUCCGAUGCCCCGUUGACCCCGUCUCAGAUGAAAUGACAGAUGAAAUGACAGAUGGAAUGGCGGCGGAUGAAGGGAGCCUGGGCACCUCUGUUGUUGUGGGAUCCAGUGUGGAUGCUGAGCAGGAAGGGGACAGUGAGGCUGGCCCUGCCCAGGGAAGGGUGCAGCUGCGGGAGAAGCCUGGCUUGAAAUCUGAAGGGGUCUGGAGGAGGCACAUGAGCCUGGAGGUUAACCCCCUGCUGUUGCUCUCAUCUUGUCCAGAUGGGACGCCGUCAGACUGGGAGAGCAGUCUCGGGAAGUCCCUCUCUGUGCACAACCUCAGCCAGUCUUUGACCAACCAUGCUCCAGGCCUCUCCUCAGCACUCAACAACAGCAGCAGCAGCAGCAACGGUAGCGUACCUUGCAAUGCCCACGGUGACCUUAGCAACUGGGAUGGAGCAGAACUCUUCAUUAGUGAGUGCAAACUACAGCCAGCGGAAGAACAUUUCAACUUCCUGUCCCAGGGACCUGACAGCAACGCCUCAGACCUUUUACAGACUGUGGAGGAGGCUGCACCUCACGCCAAGGGAAAUUCAGAGUUUCUCAGUCAGUCCCCACACAUACAGCUGGCAUAACCACCCACACACACACUGACACAUGCUCACAUACUGUAUGUACACACCAUGGUUAUAGGAAACCAGUAUUUUCUACAGGACACUACUAUGUUGCAAAUGUCUAAUUGAUGCCUUGUACAUGGAAAUACAAUGUUUUUAUUUUAUUUUUUUGAUUAACAUGAUUGUGUCCAUAUUAUGGAGUUAAACAAUUCCAUAGUACAAUGGUGUAUAACAUAUCUAUGAAAGUGGGCAUAUUCACAAAAUAUGCUUGUGACAAAAUACACAAAAUAUACACAAAUCAAAAUAUCCUUGGUUUAAAAGAAGUUACUUGGAUCUUUAUCUUCAGAUUCAGAAAUGAUAAUUUCAUUAACUUUAUACAAAAGGUCAUGUUUUUCAUAUACAAGAUCAUAUAUUAAAAAAAGAUCAAAUGUAAUUUAAUGUAAAAUUUUAAAAAACAAGGAAGGAAUGUUGCCUACUAGACAUCAGAGUGUAUAAGCAAAUCAAUUAAUCAAUUAAUUUGGUUAUAAUUUCUUUAUUAUACCUUUAUUUUACCAGCCAAGUUAAUUAAGAACAGUUUCUUAUUUACAAUAACAGCCUGGCAGGAGACAAAGGCCUCUUGUGGGUUACUGGGAUUAAAUAAAAACAAUAAUUAAUUUGGUUCAUCACAAAACAAUUGUUAACUUUGUUUUCAAGGUAAUUUCCAGCAGUCCUACAUUUUAACUCAGUCUGAACCCAACCUGAAACCAAAGGACCUACUUUGGGCUCAUCGCUGAAACAAGUGGGAGUGUAACUUUUUAUUGUAAAAUGAAAGGAUAUGUCAUCUUUGACUUUGACAAUUAAAUUGAGUAAAGAAAACUAGAAGGAAAUACUGUAAGGUUUUUUAAUAACCAAACAUAGUUGUAAGUUACAAACGUGUAGUUGAGCCUCAAACAAGGCAGGUCAACCAGUUCUUUCUUAACAUGUUGUUCAGCCGAUACACACGGGUACAUCCACACACAUACAAUCACUCUUUCACAAACACGGACACUGACAUACACAACCACAGAGUACCCUGAGAAGAGCCAACUUGACAAAGAGCUGAGAUUGACUAUUCACUUAUUUUUUCAUACAAGUGCUUGUAUUCAGAGACUUUAUUGGAAGAAGAGUAGAGUCACUCACUCUCCUUAUUAUUGUCUGUCUUUGGCAAUGUAAAAUGUCACCUUUUACUUAUUUUUUCAUACAUAUCACUGUAUGGACUGUUUCUAGAAAACAAAUGAAUGACUGAUGGGUGGGACCUGGUGUGAUGGAAAUAGCUGAAUUAUGAAAGAGCUCAAGGUCACACUUGGUUUGGACAGCAUCCUGGUGAGGUAGUUGCCAAUAGUCUGAAUGUUGAAUUGCUUUUCAAAGGGGCUUUCCAGCCAAACAUGAAAUGCUGCAUGUCUAAGGUGUUGUGAUAAUUAAAGUCAAGAGCAGUCACACGCUAGCUGGUGACCUUUAAUAAAAAAGUACGAACAAA